AAAGGUGGUCUGUCGACAUUAGCUGUCGAGAGAAUUGAGCUGUUGGAGGAGGGUCAAGACGAAGUCUUGUGUGAGACGAAGAUCAGUUCAUCAGCAAGACGUCGAGGAGUUUUGGGCACGAUACGGCGACCGUUGAGAGUUCCAAAGACGAGUCCGUUCCCUCGUCCAUUCGUGAUCGGUUUAACUGGAGGUAUCGCUUCCGGCAAAUCAAAUGCCGCGAAAGUGUUGGCCAAAAAUGGCUGUCAAGUUGGUCUUAUGAUUGAUUUACAAUUGAAAAUAACAACACAAACGAAUUUGAAUUGUAAUUUACAAUCGCAAUUUAAAUUCGUUUUCGUGCACGUGAAAGCAUAG
This is a messenger RNA of Anisakis simplex (herring worm), 351 nucleotides long. The record is from the annotation of a GenBank genome assembly. Lineage: Eukaryota; Metazoa; Nematoda; Chromadorea; Rhabditida; Anisakidae.